UUUUUAAAAAGGAAGGAACCCGGGGCGAAUUAGCACUGCAGCACUAUAACAAUCAGCAGCAGAGUCCUGCCACUACUCAGGUGGAUAUCAGAGGACACGACGAUAUAACAAAGAGCUUCAUCAGGAUUGCAAGUUUAAACAGAAAGCCAUCCUUCGGACUAAAAUAUCCCCAGUGUUGAGAAGCGAAACCAGAAGUGAAGAUGAACCUUUUUGUCAUCCUCGCCAUACUCACAGCAUACAGUGUCAAUGUGGCAUUUUCACAAAGAUGGUCUAAAAAGAUUUUGUCACAUAAACCCCGUGGCACUUUGAAGGAGAUGUGUCUGUCUGGGGAUGGGAGCAGUUACAGGGGAUUUGUUUCAGAAUCCGUGUACAACCGCAAAUGUCUCAGCUGGAAUAGGUUUAAACACCCAUGGGGAGCUUCAGAGGGACUCGGCAACCAUAACUACUGCAGGAAUCCUGACAACAGCCUGAUGCCUUGGUGCCGGGUCCGAAGAGGAAGGAGGAUCGUGAAGGAAUUCUGUGAUGUUCCCAGAUGUUCUACACCACCAGUAAGACUUCCUGAAGCUGUGGACACAGAGAUGACAUGUGGUGAGAGAUCUGAGCAGAGGCUGCAUAAAAUCGUGGGUGGCUCUUUCACACCCAUAGAGUCGCACCCAUGGGUUGCUGCUAUCUAUCAGCAGGACAGUUUUCUGUGCGGAGGAUCUCUCAUUUCACCAUGCUGGGUUGUCACUGCUGCACACUGCUUUGAGGAUGGUGACGUGAAUAACAAGAAGCAUCUGUCUGUAUACCUGGGGAAGACAGCAAUCAAUGAAACAGAUCCUGACAAGGAACAGAGAUUCACUGUGGAAAAACUGAUCAUCCACCAACAGUACAACUCCAGCUACAACAAUGACAUUGCACUAUUGAAGAUCAAAAGCAGAAGCGGAGGAUGUGCAGUGAAGUCAGCGUCUGCACGGGUAGUGUGUCUUCCUCCACUUCACACUCAGCUUCCUGCAGGAUUUCAGUGCAGCGUCGCAGGAUUUGGGAAGGAGAAUCACAUGGCGUGGCGUUACUCACAGUACCUGAAACAGACCAAGGUGAAACUGAUCUCUGAGACAACGUGUAAAAGUGACUCAUACUAUGGACAUCUCAUCACUAAGAAUAUGCUCUGUGCUGGGAGCCCCGACUGGACCACUGAUGCCUGCAAUGGCGACUCUGGUGGUCCGUUGGUGUGUGAGAUGUCAGGUCGGAUGUUUCUGUUUGGGGUGGUGAGUUGGGGUGAUGGCUGUGCUGCGAAGAACAAACCAGGGGUUUACACGCAGGUCACCAACUACAACAAGUGGAUCGAGGCAAAAACAGGGCUCUCCAAGUACACAAAAGGAUCCAUGUAUCCCUUAAAAUGAAGCUCUGGCAUAAAAUCUGGGUAGUUCUUUGGUAGCAGUUUUGUAGCUUCUGUGUGUAUGCGUAUGUUGUCGGUUCGUUGAAGAUUUACUGUAAUGGUUCAAAGUGAAUGAUAGUGCUUUUAUAUACUUAAAUAUAUUUUUUAUUGUUCUUAAUGUAUAGUACAUUUUUAUUAGUUAUGUAUUAACUUUUUGUAGUAAGAAUAUCUAUGUAUUAAAGGGUUUAUUUAUGUAAUUUAAUUGAUUAAGCAUUGUAGAAGGCUGGUCCUGUUGGCAAGCAUGUUUUUAUAAUGAAUAAAAUAUUUUUAUUACA
Scatophagus argus is the source of this 1692-nucleotide messenger RNA. Its product is annotated as tissue-type plasminogen activator-like. Gene Ontology annotation, biological process: regulation of cell adhesion mediated by integrin; plasminogen activation. Gene Ontology annotation, molecular function: serine-type endopeptidase activity. The transcript has 11 exons. NCBI's taxonomy places the organism in Eukaryota, Metazoa, Chordata, Actinopteri, Scatophagidae. Bases 201 to 1382 code for a protein of 393 amino acids. The record is from RefSeq and is a predicted model, not a curated record.